CGGCGAUAUAGUGCUUUGUUUACAUCGUAUGCAAGUGAUGUUUAUUAUCGCUUAUUUCUAUGGAAAUUGAACGAAAGAACAGCUCAGAUGAGUACACUGAGUUUUUACAAAACCAAGGUACUAUAAAAAUGCACACUCAUAGUAUGCUGUGAUCUGGCUAGUCAAAAUAGUGUAAAUAUUAUAAAAUAUAUACACUUGAACUGUCUAAAUUAUUACCAGUGUAUAGGUAGUGCCAAUCGAAUGAACAAGCUUUCGUUGGUAGGGAUGCAACUACCUGAAAAUAUAUGAGGAGAAUUUCGACGACGUUUCACUCCAGACGAAGGGCCUUCGCUCGAAACGUCGAAAUUCGUCUUCAGGGGCGCCGGAAGCAACAUGAAGCAGCGGGGGCAGCCAUGUGAAAAGGGCACUUACUCUUGAGCCUUAAUUUUUGUGCGGGGAGGGGGGGGAGGGCAAUGCUCGUUAACAUUUUGCUGUAUAACGGAUACUUCAUUACUUGUAGGUAAUACAGUUAGACAAAUUUCGGCAUAGAUUGGAAAAUUAGGAAGGUUUCCUUUUUUACUUUUUUUUCAUAUAUCAGGUGGAAACUGAUUCGUAACGUUUCUGAGAGGAAUUCAGAUUCAAGUAUGAGCUAAAUUGUUUAAAAACAGUUUUCAAUUUCAAUUCAUGCAAAAAACACAUGACGUUCGAAGUGCAGUUUUGGUAAAAAGGCAACCUGCUGCCCCUGUGCUGCCCCCGCACUGUUUAGGCAACAGGGGCAGCUGCCCCCGUAGCUCUGGCGCCCCUGUUCGUCUUAUAUAUUUUCAGGUAGUUGCAUCCCUACCAGCGAAACUUAGCUUGUUUAUAUAAAUGGUCAUAAAUAUAAUACAGUUUUUAUAAUUUUUUUUUUACAACUUUAUAUGCUUCACAUGACAAUUGUCAUGCUUCUGCACUAUUAAAUGCAAGUACUCAGCAUAUGGUACAAUUAUAGAAUGCUUGUCCAUUGAGUCAUGCCUGUAAGUUGUAACAGGGUUAGGUCUGAACAGGUACCAGUACUACAGAUGUGUUGAGUGUUGCACGAAUCUAUAGAUUUUUGUACACUAAUUUAUACAUGUUCACUUGUUGCUCAUGAUUUUCAGAUAAUGCACUUUUUAUAGAAUUAUUAUUAUUUUUGUCCUUAAUUAAUCAAUAGCGUGAGGCGGUUUCUACAAAAAAACGAAAACCGACCAAAAAAAACCCGAGUGAAACGUUUUUUUUUAAAAAUAUGUUCUAAAAUCAAAACUAGGGUAAAAAAGACACACACACUACUCAGUACUCAUGCAAGAUAUUAAACGUAAGGUAUUCUGAGGACAUCAAUUUAUCAAAUUACAAACUUGUAUAAGUAAUGGUUUGUCUUUAGUAAAAUGCCGGUUUUUCUCCAAAAGUAACAUCGAGUAUUUUGGUUUUCAAAAAACAUCUGUUUUUUUCGGCUUACUGAAAAACCGCCUCACCCUAUUAAUCAAGCAAUGAGAUAUUGGAUACAAUAGCUAAUCCAAAAACUAAUUAAUAGUUAAUUAGUCCAAGAACUAUAAGUUCCUUGGUUUUCAUGAGUGUUAACCUUCACCAUAAUGCCAGACUCAAUUUAACUGCACAAUGUUCAGCACUCAUGAAGUACUGCCAUAAUUAUUGAAUAUUUCCACUGACCUCAAUAACAAUAAAGGAACAGCAUCACAAAAUUAGUAAUAUUUCGGUUGCGAAAUGUUGUAAAAUGCGGAUGAUAUAUCCCUGCGAAGUUUGCCAUUUUUCAGUCAUUUUGUAUUACGCACGGGAAAUUGGUACCGCUUUCUGAAAAAAGGUAUCAAUUUCCCGCGCGUAAUACAAAAUGACUGAAAAACGAUAAACUUGACAGGGCUAUAUUAUCCGCAUUUUACAACAUUUCAACGAAACUUCAGAAUAUUACUAAUUUUGUGAUGCUCUUUCAAGCUGUGAUGAAAUUUUUGUCUAGAUCAAAAUUUUGUUCAUUAGGUAAUAGGUCCAUUGGUCUGUCUUGUCACUUUUGCUUGUUGCAUGGUGUUAUACAGGCCUUAAAAUAUCGGUCGGUCACAGACAUUGUCCGACCCAUUCGUGAAAUUGUCCGACGUAGAGAGGAUUAAACCAUUAAACAUUGUCCGACCAAAGUGAAACUGACGUUUAUUGUUUGUCCGACCUGAAUGUAUUUGUGUCCGACCGAACUGUAGCUUUGUCCAUCGUAAAUCAAAAUUUACCCUAGCCCAGUACUAGAGGCUUGUAUGUCAAAUGGAAAAUCAGAGUACCAUUGUAUAAAAGGUGAACUGGAAAUGUUGUUUUAACGUAGUCGAGCGCGGGGCGGCGAGUGAAAUGGUGACGUGGAAAACGGGCCUAAGCAAGUCUUUUUUUAAUACUGCUGUUCUGGAAAGCAAGUUAAUCUUGGCUUAGAAAUAAAUAUGAAAGAAACUCAAAUUAUUUAAUAUCUUCACAACAUUUACCGUUCAGAAUUAAUGCAUUGUGCUGAUAUUCAUCGGACAUAUGUCCGGCCCAAACUCAACGUCAUCAGACAUUUUGUCAGACGGCCUUGUAAAAGAUAUUUUAAGGCCUGGUUAUGUUCUGGUGAAGCACAAGGCUCGGUACUUAUAGAAUCCUUCACCGCUAUAGCAACACCACUCCUGCACGCUUGCCAGUUGAACGGUCUUCACGAAAGAUUUGAUACCCGUUUGGAAUAACUUCGUAAUCAGUUAUGCAAUUAUUCAACCAGGUCUCUGUGAGAGCGAUGACAUCGAAUUGGUUUAACAAUACAAUAUCUUGGAAACAUGACAAUUUAUUCCGGCGCCCCUGGCUAUCGGGACCCUACAGUAGUUAAGAUACUCUUAAUGUUAGGAUGCUUCAAGAAUUCAACCAUUAGGGUUUGGUUGCAACCCCGUUGCUGGAGAAAACCAGUACCGUUCUUCUCUCUCGUGAAUUCUCACAAAUACCUGCAUGAUUCUCUUCCAAAAAGAAAUCGGACAAACCAUCCUUAAACACAACAAAAAAGGCACGCUAACCACACAUUUAUCUUGUAGUUGUUGUAAUCUCAAGGUUGUAGUUAUUGUGCAGUGUAUGCCGUGCAUGCAGUAGUUGUUGAAGUGGUGCCUUUCAAUCUGCACCGACUGGCUUCAUUCUAGCCUCUCGGCGCACCUGCAUGGUACGGGCCAGAAUACGGGCUAAGGAAUCUGUUUUUGUGGCAGCUCGAUCUCUUCCGAAAAUUAAGGCUAUGUCUUAAUUGUAAAAAGCGUUCAAAUUAAGACAUUGCCUUAAUUUUAAACAUAACCCCAACCCCCACUCUAACCUCUAACCUUUUUUUUGCUAUGCCUUAAUUUUGGAGAAUUUCAAAAUUAAGCUAUAUCCUUAAUUUUCAAAAGUUUUACAAUUAAGACAUAGCCUUAAUUUUGAGAAGAGAUCAUGUUGUUUUGUGGACAGGUUCAAUUUUAAUGUUAAAAUUGUGGAGGUUUUGAAUUGAUUUCAAGUAGUACUACGUACUACACGAUUCAUUGUUUACACACGCCACUUUCAGUGCCAUCGCAUCGUCACGGCAAAAUUUCGUAAAAGGUGUGCGGUGCAUUACAUUUCGAGAAAUUUUCAGUGAUAAAUGUCAUUACUGUACCGUAGUAAAUUUGUUCAAAGUAUGAGAUACUGAUGGCCUCGAAUGCCGUACAGUAAAGCUUCCUGUGUUGAUUACUCCGUCCCCUUGAGCUACACUGUAAAUUGAAAGGGAUAUUUUUACACCAAAAAUUGUUUUGACUGCAAUUCUUAGCCAAUAAAUAAUAACUUCUUAUUAACCGAGCGAGAGGUCUUUACAGAGAAAUAUUAUAUCGGACCGAGGUCUUUUUUGUACAGACCGAGCCCGUAGGGCGAGGUUUGUACAAAAAGAGCGAGGUCCGAUAUUUCUCUGUAAAGACCGAGCAAGCGAGGUUAAUAAAAAGGUUAUUAUAUGGCAUUUAUAAGCAUUUAUAGUCGAAACAAACAAGAAAUGCAUGAUUUGAAAUGUAUAUUAGUAGCGUGGUACACAUUUGAUCGAAGAAAACAAAAAAUACCAAUGUAUUCCUUCCUUUCCACUAAAAACCAUUCGAACCGCAGAUAUCUUAUUAAUAACAAAUUGCCGCACAGCAAAGCUUCCUGUGUUGAUUACUCCGUCCCCUUGUACUAUACAUUGUUCUACAAUUGAAAGCUGGUUAAAUGGUUAAAUCACUUUAGAUCAUCUCUUUGGGAUAUUUUUACACCAAAAAUUGUUUUGACUGCAAUUCUUAGCCAUUGAAUAAUAACUUCUUAUUUACCGAGCGCGAGGUCGGUCUUUACAGAGAAAUAUCGGACCGAGGUCUUUUUUGUACAGACCGAUCGAGCCCGUAGGGCGAAGUUUGUACAAAAAGACCGAGGUCCGAUAUUUCUCUGUAAAAGACCGAGCAAGCGAGGUUAAUAAAAAGUUUAUUAUAUGGCAUUUAUAGGCAUUUAUAGUCGAAACAAACAAGAAAUGCAUGGUUUGAAAUGCAUAUUAUAGUAGCGUGGUACACAUUUGAUCGAAGAAAACAAAAAAUACCAACGUAUUCCUUCCUUUCUACUUAAAACCAUUCGCAGAUGUCUUAGUUUCAAUUAGUUUUGCUGUUUUAAUAAUAAUUUUGCUGCCAAUUAGUUGUGCGUUUAUUUUUGCGUAAUGGCACGCCGGUCCAUCACGGGAAAAUAAUGGACCACUGAAAGUGCUUCUCAGCCAGUCACAAUCACAGCUUGAAAGAGCAUCACAAAAUUAGUAAUAUUCCAAAGUUUCGUUGCGAAAUGUUGUAAAAUACGGAUAAUAUAGGCUUAUAUAGCCUUGCAAAGUUUGCCGUUUUUCAGUCAUUUUGCAUUACGCGGGGAAAAUUGACAGCUCAAUACCCUUUGGGUUUGGGUUUGUCAAUUUCCCGUUUGUAAUACAAAAUGACUGAAAAACGGCAAAUUUCCAAGGCUAUAUUAUCCGCAUUUUACAACAUUAUAAUUUCGCAACGAAACUUUGGAAUAUUACUAAUUUUGUGAUGCUCUUUCAAGCUGUGAUGAAAUUUUUGUCUAGACUUGUUUAGAUCAAAAUUUAGUCUAUAAUGCAAAUGGUCCAUUGUUAUUGUAAAAUUUAAAAAAUUUUCUUUGUAGUUUCUCGUCUAAAUUCUGUGCUAAGUGCUUAUCAGCGAAAAUAUCUUCCUGUUCGAGAUGAAGAAGUCAAGGUACUUUACUAUCAUGAAUGUUAAGGCCUAGUAUAGAUAGUAACUAAAUUAUUAUUUUGUCGCAAACAUAUAUUAUUAACAUGAUAUAGAAGUUUAAUUAACUUCAUAGUAUGAAUGACUGUAUGCUGUACAAUGUUUAACAAUAUAUAUAUUUUAUAUUUAACAUACUGUGUAUUCUUGGUUGAAUGUUUUAAGUCUGAAGAUCCACUCCAUCCUUGGCUGUCUGACUCAAGGUAAAAUCAUGGUGAAUACGUUUUCCGUGUUGAAGUGCCCCCACAACCUUCCACACCUGGUGGCCACCACUCACUGACAUAAGAAAACUGAAUAAUAUGAUGAUGCAUGCAUGCACUGCAGAAUGAUGCAAAGAUUAUGCUAUAAUUUAUAUCCAAAUAUGCUUUUAUAUUCUUUAGUGUUUUGUCCCCUCUUCUCAUCGAGUACGACAAUACUAUUCGAAAUUUAAAGAAUGAAUUAAACCAGUACAAGGUGAUAAUAUUUAACUUAAAGUGCUUAUGAAACGAAAUUUUCACCUCAUUUUUUAUUGUUGUGCUAAAAAGUACUGCUAGAGCGGUGAAGAAUGACGUUUACAGUUUCUUCAUAUCUCAUCUCAUUCUCAAGUUAUCGCACUUUCUAAAUUUUGAGUUGUGACGUCACUGGUUUGACUUGAGAUAAUGGCAAUAACAAGAAAGUCUGAUAUCUUAGUGAGUAUUUAAUAAAAUUCAAUGAAACUCGGUACACUUAGUGGGUAGACCCAUAUGAAUAUUUUUGGCAGGUCAUGUGGUUGUCAUGGCAACACACUAGUCCCCAGUCUCUUCUCUUCCAUUUCACAAAUUUCCUCCUGUAGACCUCUUGCAGAGGAUGUUUGCAUGUUAUAACGGUUUAAACUGAUCACAAUAGCUACACGUAUUAUAAUAAUAAGCGACAAUUGCAGAAAUUACUAUUUAUUUCGUUGGAAAUGGAUCAUAUAGAAAUUGGAAGAGAAGGGACUGGGGACGAGUGUGUUGCCAUAACAACCAUAUAAACAAGCCAAAUUGUUCACUUCGUUGCACCCACUAAGUGUGCCAAGUUUCAUUGAAUUAUAUUAAAUGAUCAUCAAGACAUCAGAUUUUCUUGUUAUUGCCACUAUUUGAGUCAAACUAGUGACGUCACAACUCAAAAUAUAGAAAGUGCGAUAACUUGGGAAUGAGAUGAGAUACGCACAAACUGUAAACGUCAUUCGUCAUCAUUUAAGCAGUACCUUUUAAUAAGACAAUAAAAAUUGAAGCAAAAAUUUCGUUUCAUAAGCACUUUAAGAAUUGAUGGCGAUUCAUUGUGCUGCGUUUGGUACUUUUUUCUUACCACUGUAUUUUAGAGAGAACAAGCAUCUUUGAAGGAGAGAAUUUCAGAAGUGGUUCACGAGAAUGGAAAGUUAGUUCAUAUCGCAUAAUUGUUUUUAAUCAGAAAUCUAGAUUUUACCUCGUGCUUGUUGAAUGGUGUAUACCAGUGAAAUGAAUAUAACUGGAACGCCAACUCCAACUGGAAAUUUGAAGCCAAACUUGAAGGCCAGUCCCAGUCUUUUCACGCAUGCGAAGAGCACGGUGGAUUCACUGUAUGGGUUUAGAUAGAUAGAUAGAAAAACUUUAUUUAAACACGCUGACAUGUUUAUACACACCUAAGGUAUUUUUUGCUAUGAAAUUAUCCGGCAUUUAUUGGGCGGGGGCGGGGUGUUUAACAUUGGGGGGAAAUAUACAUGAGUGACUCAUAGGAUUAGUCUCAAGGAACUGGAACCCAACCUCAGAGUUUCAAAGAACUGGAAUCCGACCUAAGACGGGACAAUUAUUAGCUUCAUUGUCAACACCAUCAAGGUAAUUUAAUUAAGCGAAACAAGACAAUACAGGAGUUGAUUUUGUUUGUAUUUUAAAAGAAUGUUGCAGGAACGCCGUCUGGCUCUGGAACGCGAGAUGGGCACAGCACGGACUGGAAUGGAGUCAGAGAAAACUGCUGUUGAUAGCAAUAUUUUGGACAAUCUACAACAUCAACUAGAAAUUACAACGAAGGUAACUUCAUGUUAAAUGAAUGCACUAAUGUUUUAAUUCUUUAACACUAUUUUUAAGCAGUCGUUCCGUGAAUGUAGAAGCUCGCAAUAUUAAAUGUGCAUUUUGUGUUUCUAAUAUACUGAUCACAACCGAGUUAGAGUGAAAAACGAUAUCCUUUCUCACAUCAUGUGACCAGGUCGUGUCCGCAUUUUUGGGUGGCAAACCACACGGGGAAAUUUGACUGCAACAACCAAAAGUGUGAAUAUAUAAUGAAGUAGAAACACAGUGCUAUUGUUUAUGUCUGAGUACUAGUUACUUCACUAAAUCACUCCUUCGCUCACGGGGAAACUCAUCUGAGUGAAAUCUGCAUGGCCUUGUUAAUACGUGUGCAUGUGCUGAUAUAAGAGACGCGCCAGCCUGGAUAUAUGAGAUCUCACCUUGUGCUAAGUUGGAUCUCGAUCGAGUGGGCAACAUUUUCCACAUAAAGGCUUUAUCCCAUCUCAUGAUGGACAUUUUGACCUAUAGUAUUGAGCGGCGUACCUGGAAAAUAUAUUACAAGAAAAUUAAAGACUUAUGGACUUACUAUAAAAGUCUUAAUAGAACGCACAAUUUGUUCAAUCACGAGAUAUCUGUAUGGCGCCAUGUUUGCGUCAUUCUAAGUCAUAUGAACACAGAAAUAAAUCAUCCAAUUAACCUGCUGUUGGUGAGCUUCCCGGCCAACAGGGUGCGCACACACCGCAGCACAACCUGUCAGCCUUAAUUUGCACGCCACAGUAUAAAGUAUAGCUUGAAUUUUGAUACAGGCAGUAUACAUGUACAGUAGCAGAUGUAAAAUUUUAUCUUUUACUGCCUUGCUAGUGAGAAGGAAUUAACUUGAAGCAUGCCUUUUUCUUAACUGCAUGCUAAACAAGUCAAAAGCACUCAUUUUAAACUACAGCACAUGAAUUGUAUUUAAGAAGAAAUUUUGUUCGUUCAUAUACACUUUUCUUGCCAAAGGAAAGGGAUUAUAACAGUGAAAUGCUGGAAAAGACUUCGCAAGAACUGGAAGAACUGCAUCGCGUUCACAAGGUAGAAUCUAAACAUUUUCAUUUAGUAGUGAAAUAUAUAAUGACUCUUUACCCAUCUUUCCUGUCGCAAAAAUUUAGGACAUUUUCGUUUCUAUACCUACGCUUCAAUCUAAAUUUAAUAACGCAUUUAACUCAAACGAAAUCGUGAUGUUUGGAAUCACAAACCAUCAGUUUUAAUUGAUAAUCGUAGUCAUAGUAAGAUAAGUAUAGACAAUCUACUGUAAUAUUUCAUUCUAAAUAAUUUAUACAGUAUAUUGAAAUACUUUUGAUCAUCGGACGAAUUGGAAUGUUGCUAUCGCCACCUUAAGUAAUUUUACCAAAUGCAUUUUUCGUGUUAAUUUAUAUCAAACAGGAGAUGGCAGAAGAGCUUGCAAGUAAACUGGAUGAAGCCAAAUACCUGCAGGUGAGUCGGUAUACAUCGACAAAAAAUAAAAAAGUUUUGUAAAGUAUUUUCUCUCGGUCCCAAAAUUUCAUAACUAUUUUCUCGCGGCCUGCGGCGUUUUUGUCUUUUGAGGCCUCGAGAAAAUAAUAUCUAACCGGACUUCGUAUGGCUUGUAUAACUGAAUUACAGAACGAUUUGCUGAAAGCUCGUCGAUUUGCUGAACAGUUACAAGUAACCAACAGAAAAUUGCAAGUGGUAAGUAAUAAAAUAUUGUUUUUGGUUGCAAUGUGAUUUCAUUACAAUGUGCUUCAUCAAAAAGCAAGCGGGGCUAUUGUUGACUUUAUAUAGGAAUAUGAUCAAUUUUUGGUAACGGCCGAAGCCCAAGAUCAAGAAGUUGAAUCUUCACGUGAAGAGAUAAGGUAUACGAACACGAAUAAAAACUUUACUCGAAUGAAAAGUGAGACCAACUAUACAUAUAGCAGCGUGCCCAAUAGAAGCCAGCAUCCGGCAAUUUUCGCCGUCCAUAUAUACCAUGUACAAUCGCCGGCUAUUUCUCCACAUUAAACCAAAAUAUUUCCUCCUUACCAAAGAAAUGUCAAAGGAAAAGUUUCUUACUUUUAAAAUGUAAAUUAUACAUAAUGUAAAAUAUGGUGAGCCCCCAAUAUGUAAUACAUUAUUGAACAAAAUCAAAAUGACGAACGGUGUGCUGUUUUUCUGGGGCCGGUUGUAUAAAAAGUGAUUAAAGUUAAUCAUAGUUAAGUGGAAAUGUCAUCCAAUAAGAAGCGCCUAUUUGAGAGUUAAUCACUAUUUAACUACAAAAUAGUGAUUAAAAAAGUGAUUAAGAGUUUUAUACAACCGGCCCCUGGUCGUAUGUUGAUCAAAAUAAAGAUACCACUACUGCACGGAGAAAGUAUCAAGAGCUAAGACUUACACACUAUCUACUUUGUUAUGUCGAUGCCCUUAAAUCACUGUUAAUUAUAGAAUGAUUGUCCAACACCACCCCCACCCCACCCCCCCACCACCACCACCGGGAGAAAAGUUGUAAUGGUGAUGUAUAUUUUCUUAUAAAUUUUCUAGGCGAAACAAAACUGAACUAAAGUCUUUAACUUCAGCAAACGAAGAUCUAAAGCGAAGGUUAAGCGCGUUGCAAGGACAAACGAAAUUACGGGUGAGCACAUGAAUACAUUCACGUUCUACUACUGAGGUGGCUGUACUGUUUUUUCUUACGCAGAAUAUUGACAUAUUGUAUCUAAGACUAUACGUAACACUACGCGGGAGCGAUGUUGUUUGAAAACGUCCAGGGAUGGAUCCAGCAUGAUCUGGUAAGGGGGGGGGGGUGCUCUGCCAGCUCUGGUGCCGAGUUGUGUCAGUCAUGUGCGCCGCCCACCCAUCAACUUGCUUGACGACUGCAAAGUCUUGCUUGACUACUGUAUUUGAAUUGUAAUUGUUCAGAGUUCGCUUAUCAUCAUGUUAUUACGUUAUUAUGAACAUACUGUGCGAAUAUACCGCCUUAGAUUUACUAGUUCGAUACAUUUAUAUAGGAAAAAGACAAGGCGUUAUUGAGCAGUAAAGAACAGGAUGUAGAGUCUCGACUGGAGGAAUACAGAACAAAAGUUAUAGAAUUGGAAUCGAGGUGACCGUAACAGAAACAAUAAGAUAUGCUCUAGCUAAAAACAGGUCUACUGGUAUAGUAUACUUUUACUGUUGUGCUACAGACUGGUCAGUCUGACAGACUGUCAAAUGUUUCAUGUUGGUAUAUCAAAUGUUUCAUGUUGGUAUAUAAGACGAGUUUUAAAUCACAGAGGAAAGACAAGAAGAAUUUAGAAUUAGAUUGUGAAAUAAAAAUACAAUAUGAAUGGAGGGACUGGAGACAGACAUAUACUAUAACAACUGUUUAUUUGAGUUGCUUUGUUUUCUAGACUGACUAGCUCCAUGGGUAUGUGCAAGCGAGUUCAAGAACAAAAUACCGCGCUCGAAGAACGCAUUGAAGCUCUCUUAAAGAAGAGGUAAGCAGAAUUUAUGUAAUAACGUAUUUUCAGCUCAUAGUAAUAUUGGUUAUAUAAUAUCGUAUCAAAGAGAUAUUUUGAAUCUUCUGAUAGUUUUCUAUGUUCAUUUAUCAUGGUCCGUCAAAACUGAAUAUAUUUUUUCAUCGAUCAUCGAAUAUAUUUUUUCAUCCAAAAUCUUCAUAAUCAUCAAUAAAUUCAAUUUUAAAUUUUUCAGUCUAGAACAAGAACGUGUGGAGUAUGAAGCUGGUAAACAUGUGCGAGAGAGUAUGCAGUUGGUAGAGAAUGCUGUUCUCGAACGUGAUCAGGUAUAUAAUGUAAUACAAUAUAAUGAUUUGAGGAAACAAGAUGCACGAAAUUUACUUAUGUGUAUUUUCAUCAUAGAAAUAUCUAUUAUUUCUAUGAUUUUCAUAGCCUACACACUACGUUCAGUGAACUCCAUAUAUAUCUGGAGUGAGAACUCAAGUCGGAAAAGUGAAACCAAAGAUGGACGAUUUUGACUUCGAUUGAAAGAAUAAUACUAUUUAGUAUAAUUACAUAGGUGAUUAUUGAAAAUUCUCCACGCUGAUUGGUUACCGUUGAGGUGAUUAUUACGCGAUAAUCACCUAAGCGAUUUUCAAAAUGGCGGCCGAAGCCGUUUUGUCAAUUAAAAGACGAAGAAAUGUGCAUUUUUUUAUUUUUUUCCAAAUAAUCACCUAUGAAAUUAUACUAAAACAAUUAUUCACCUCAGGCUUGGUGAUUAUCGUGAAUAAAAACCUCGACUUCGUCUCGGUUUUUAUUCACCGAUAAUCACCUCGCCUUCGGUGAAUAUUUGUUAAAUAAUGGUUUUAUGAACAGAUAACAUGAUUCGCUAAUCAGUCCGUUAGAAAAAACUGGAAUUAGCUGGGAAAAUGGUAUUAAAACUGUUUACAACCUUCAUAGCUAUACUGGACGUCAAUUUCGCCAUCUUGGCUUCACUUUUCUUACAGGCCGAAUGGCAGAAGUUCUUUCUCCAGAUACAUACAGUAUAUAGAGCUCUCUGAGUGCAGUAGGAUAUAAGAAAAAAUGUGUCGCCUUAUAAAAGAUGCUAGUAUAAGACAUAAGAACACUUAGUAGGCUAUACUAUAAGAUUAAUGUCAGAAAUAAUUGUUCCGCAUUAAGAAUCCUCGCAUAGGUCGCACAAUAUUCCAUUCAUGCCUGUACCUUUUGCACUGUGUUAAGGUGUUGGUAAGAGAAAAGCAAAAAUCUGAAGAGGUGAACAGACUGCACGAAGUUAUUCAGAAGUUACUUCAUGAUGCUGGUACAAAAACAAAAGAAGAAGUAAGACGAAUUUACUCAUAGACAUAGACAUAGUAUGAUAGAGAGGUUAAGAUACCUCGGUUUCGGUGUACGGGUACGGGUAGCAAGAUUUUGGUUAGCAAUAUUGUCGUCGAUGUCUGUACCUUUACUCGUAAUUAAGGUGCACAUUUUUCGCAUUAUAUCAUUGUCUAUUGCAAGAAAGCAGAAAAAGUAUGAUCGACUUACAGACAUCAGUAAAACAAGAUGACACUACUCGUACCCGUACACCGAAACCUCUUAACCCCUUUAACCUCUCUAAUGUCUAAUCUCCGCCCGGUCCUGGCAUUAGAAGUAUUUCAAUGUUUCGAGCAAAGGCUCGCCGCCGUAGAGUUGGCAGUUGCUGCUAACUAUCCUUGCAAAGAGGGGCCAUCGGUUGAAACGUCUGAAUUUUCUCCUGGCUUAUAUUGUUCAGGCAGUCCAGAGCCAUCACACAACGGUUAGAUGAUUGCAGAUCUCGAUCUACGCUGUCCCCCAAGUUAUUCAAUAUUCAUGACAUUCAUAUACAAUUUACAGCGUAAAAAACACAUGCAGUAUAAUGUGCGUUAAAUAUUGACUUUCACAACUUACGUGCCUUUUCUUUGCAAUAAAAAUGAGGACCUUUAAAAAACCUCGAAUGAUAGCUACCUUGCUUCUUAUAUGAUUAUGGACAGAAAUGCUUGCAUGCAUGCGUGAGAUAUUUGGAUAUGAAGAUUGGAAGCAAUGUGCAGGGUGUAUAAAAAAGUACUUUAUUAUAUAAACAUAAGUGUUAUAUAGAGUUUUUGGCCACUGAGAAAAAUCGUAUUUAAACACACGUAAAAAAUACGAUAUUUUUACGUGUGAAAAUAUCAUUUGUUGUAAAACGCAUUGCCACGGACGUUUUAUUGUUUUUCACUGAAUUUUGUUUAUAUAAUAAACUGAAAAAUACAUGGGUGCUUGGAAAUACCAGAUUUAUUUCUCGUGUUGAAAAUGAUAUCUCACUCGUUCGCUGCGCUCACUCGUGAGAUAUCAUGUUCAACACUCGAAAUAAAUGUGGUAUUUCCGCGCACCCAUGUGUUAUUCUCUAUGUAAUCCUGCUUUCGAGUGCUCUUGUGCGCUCAAUAUUGAGUUUACAGGUUUAAUUUUUUCACAGUAUUAAAGAUUAGGGUUUUAGCUUUCGAAUCACACUUUUUGUAAAAUUUCAAGCAAAAACGAUCAAAUUUGGCGGUUGAAAUCGCAUUUUUCUACCUAUGUGCAUUAUUAUAGCAUGAGUGCAGAACAAAUAAAGAAAAACCAAUUUAAUCUCUAAUAUGCCAUGCCAAACAAUAAGCUUAAAACAGAAGUGACCAGAUGUUAGGGCUUUUGAAUUAAAAUUCAUGAAUUGUAGAUCCAAAUGCAUUUCCACCGGCAAUAUUUAUUCGAUUCGAUAAAAAAAAAACGUAUCAUUGGACGAACUUCCACUUUCCAACUUCGCUUGAUGUUCGGACUCGAGUUUUAGUUUAGUUUCGUGUAGUUUUAUCAGCUACAGUAAAAGCCUGAAUUUUCUUGCUAUUUAAAAAUUUUAUCAAUAAACUCAAUAUCCAACGCACAUGAACAUGCUGAAGUUGUUUUAGCCUACCUUUUUAUAUACACCCUGCAACAGUUUUGUACCUGCAUGACCAUAGAUAAUCAUUGAAUUGAUUGAAAUCAUUGAAAAAAUAAUCAUUGAAUUGUUUACAAACUCGUCAUUUCUUCACUGUAUUAACGCUCUUUCACUGCAGGUGAGAAAAGUGAAGGAUCAUUGUAACAAAAAUUUACAGAAACUGAUGGAAGAAUUACAAUACAUGGAAAUGGUUAGUUUCCAGCGAUGAUUAAUAUUAGGAUUAAUAUUAUAUUAAAAGGGUUUGCCAACAUUCGGUCGAAAUUAUACGGAUCCUCUCUGGUUCUCCAAUAUAGAAUUUCUCCUGUGUCGAAUGUGCUCUUGCAUGUACAGGUACUAUCUUUUCAGAUUUAACCCAUUGACCGUCAGCGCUCUCCCUUUGACGAGUAAAAUCGUUUGGCGUUAGACAGUAAAAUAAUAAAGUAGGACGCAUUAGGGGGCAAUGCAACUUAAUUGGUCAAGAAACGUGUACUCACAUUUUGGCAUUUCAAAAAUAAGUAUAGGUUAUCUUCCCCCCAUCAAAUUUGUAUUCCAGAAUUGCUCGCGUUUUCACUGCAUGAUCAUGCAUGAAGACUGAGAAUUAUAAUUUUGGAACGGUGAUUUUAUUCUUCAUGGUAAUCUUAUAGUGGAACACUUUUGCAUCUAUAAUAUAACAAUAAAAGCAGUGGCCAACACCAAUUAAUAUUUGUUGGACCAUUUGAUUUUAGUACGUAAGCGAGCAAUGGGGCAUAUAUGUCCUUCUAGGUUAGCACUUUUUUCCAUCCAGCAAACCGCCCUAUCGAUUUUGUAAAGUCGUUUCUUUUUGGAUUUUUUUAUUAAUUCGGUUAGGGUUCGAGUUAGGGUUAGGGGUUAGAGUAGGGGUAGGGUUUGGGUUAGUUACAUAGCCAUUUAACACCUCUUCUAUCUUGCGAAAAUGACGUCAGGUCAGUUUGCUGGAUGGAAAAUAGUGCUAACCGUCCUUAUACGGUCAGAAAGUAUAGGCAUAGGGAUUAAAUAUUACAGGCGCACGAUUAUGUCGCACACUUAAUUUACAGUACAUGUGUAAGAAACCUUUAGAGUUUAUGAGGUAUAUUUCAUUCGAUAUUCUUUAAAGCUACAUACAAUUUCCCGAAACUUUGGCCACAAUUGUGUUGGGAAAUUGAAGCUUUUUUGGGAACUCCGAAAUCAGUAUUAAAAAGUUCAAGCGAAUAGUGCAUGUCGUCUGUGCAUGUGGCUGCUUGGCUGUAUGCUUUGGCAAAAUUAUAAGCUUUAAGUAUGAAAGCAAGCAUAUGAAUAUGUUUUAGUCCGUGUCCACAAUUUGUGUUAGUCCGUGUUUAUACUUUGUCUUUGUGCAUUCCGUAAUUUACAUACGCUUCACAAUACCCGCAUGUUAAUAAGUUUCAAGCUAAUGUUUACAUUGCACUUUACCUGCUCUGCGAUGGACGCCGUAACUGUAAUCUUACCGAAAUAGCUUGGACUAAACCUAUGCUGAACGUAUCAAUAUAAUACUCGCUUGGCUGAAGUGCCUUCAAGUUUCACGGAGAGUUGUGUUGUCCAAGAAUGUCAAUCAAUGUUCGCGAUAGAAAAUGGAUUUUUGAGUUUUUACCGGUAAAAGGCGUCUGAUUUGUAUUAUAUUGCUCCGAUAAGCAAUUGGCAUCAACUAUUAUUUUAAACGUAUUUUGUGUUAACUAACAAUGUUGACUUACUGCACUAUAUUAUAUUAAGUUGUUGCUUGUCGUUAACAUGCGACUAAGAAAUAAUCCGUCACUUUAUGAUGAGGUUUUACUCACAAAUAUAGACUGUAUGGAUUCCUAGGUAUAUCAGUAUGAAUAUUGGGCAUUAUAUAUAGCGGUUCAGGCAAUAUAAUAAUUGUACCUUACGUAUAUUUUGCAAUUUUUCUUAAAAUGACGUAAUGUGUAAAGAUUCCCAUAGCCUAUUGUUUCUGGUAAACAGGUUAUCCGGCCUCAAACAUUCUUGCAUGUGUGGAGUAAUUAUCAUUGGGGUUUUAUUGAUGAGGUUUUACACGUCUAAAAAUAAUGAAUAGCCGUUUUCACAUUAGAAGUCGGACAAGUCGUCUAGACAAACAAAUCGUCUCAAAAUCGUCUUUUAGUCGGAUAAAUCAUCAGAUGUGAAAACGUGUCGGACAAAAUUUUAGACGAACAAGUCGUCUGAAUUUGUUCGACUAUACUUGUCCGUCUGUGAAGACGAUUUUUGAGAGACGAUUUGUUCGUCUAGACGACUUGUCCGUCUCUAAUGUGAAUAGGGCUAAUAAUAAUUGAUCUAACAGAACCAAUGUUAUGGCCGUUGUAAUGAGAGCUAUCGAAGUUAAGAGCUAACCUAUAAAAACUUGACAAAACUGCAUGGAUGUACGGUUACAAAAAUCUCCGUUAUCCCACUAUAUUAAGUUUAGUUUACUUGAUAUCCAAAAUCACUUUGCUUCGUGUUUUACAUCACCAUGCAGUGUUUUAUAAAAUAUAGAACGUGCGCGUUUACUUAGCGAAAAACAAAUCAACCGCUCUGAUAUUUGGUGAGCGCAGCCAACCGGUAACCUUCUCUUCACUGGUUUAAAAUACGUACGUUUCUUUUACCCUGCAAGCAAUGGUUCUGAGCUAAGUUUCUUUUAGACUUGCUCCAAGUCUCUCUUUCAUUGUCUUUCUGUAUCGAUCCACUAUAGUUUCCGAAAGACCAUGAAAGAGAGACUUGGAGCAAGUCUAAGUUUUUUUACGCAUCCCAAGAUCUAAGUUUCUUGAAGAGAGCAAGUCUAAGUUUCUUUACGCAUUCUCAAAUUAUUUUCUUUCCACGCACCUUGUUAUUUGUUAAAGUUAUCAUGUUGUAUAAAGUGAUUGGUUAGCGCACAUGUUUUAAUCAUGAUCAUAAUUUCCCCUUCUGCUUCAGGAAGGAGCUGAGAAACAAGCGCAACUGGAGCGCGCAUUGAGAGAGAAGGGAGCUGUGGAAAAAGAACUUGAGAAGGUAGUUUCUAUGAAUUUUUCACUUUAUUUCUAUUUGGGGCCUCCCUUUAGUUGGGGACCCGGGGCAAAUUUCCACCUCCUGCCGGCGCCACUACAUGGACUUAAACAGAUACAGAUGUUCAUACAUGCAUACAUUCAGGGAACCCGUUUACCGCUUAUUGGAAACGGUUCAGUAAAUCACAGGAAGCGAAAUUUCAAACUCAAUCUAACCGUGCGAAAUACUCAUCAAAUGAUAUCUUAACCCUAAUUAUUUUUGGAAAACAGUAUCCCGCCUACGCGGUUAAACUCGAUAAUAUUGCGGACAAUAGGUGAUUCCAGCUAUCGACUAAUUUUUAUCUAGACAAGAAGGACGAAAUCUAUCAUUAUAGCUCAAAAGAGCAUCCGAAAAUUAUAGUAAAAUUGCAAAGUUUGGUUGCGAAAUGUUGUAAAAUACGAAAAAUAUAACCCUGUGUAAAUUUUACUCAAAAUUUGCUAAUUUCACAGUGCUAUAUUUUCCCUAUUUUGCAACAUUUUGCAACUAAAUUUGGCAAUGUUACUAAUUUAAGGAUGUUCUUUUAAGCUACUGUAUAUAAUGAUAGAUUUCGUCCUUGUCUGGAUUAAAAUUCAGUUUAUUGUUGCAGUGUUGAAUUUUUACUAUACGCAGAAUAUUGUUGUAUUACUUGACCAUUUUAUUUUAACCAAGUUUUCUGUCACAACUUGUCGAUAUAGAUUUAUCAAGAAGGCCCUUCAGAGAUCACUAGAACAGGAAUGACAUUCGAACAAUUACAAAAGAAAAUCAUCAUUGCCGAGAAAACUAAGGAAGAAGCCUUGCAAGCCAGAGAGUCACUUACAUCGCUUAUGCAUAAAAUGGAGAAGAAGUAUGUUCAUUCCUUUCUAAACUUUGAAAAAGAAACACGAUGCAUUUUCUCAGACCUCUCCAGCUUUACCUUAAGGCUAACGAAAAGCUCGGUCCUUCUCAGACAGUAAAGUCAAAGCAUUGGCAUGGCUUUGUACUAGAUACCGGAUUCGAACUUGCAUGCAUCUUCGGAGACUGGGCUUUCUGAAACAUGUUUCCAUUCGUUUAGUCUCAAAAGGAGAGUAUUUUUCUGUUUAUGAGGUUUUUUCCAGUCAACAUGCCUCGUACGGCCGACCUGCAUGCAACUAAAAUCUAAUGUUAUAUAAAAGCUCCCGAGGAACGCCACGAAUAUGCGGCCAUACCUGUGCGCUACCUACUGGGAAUAUUCUUCACUAUGUGACCAAAACAAAAUUGUAGCCAGGGAAUUGCGUUUGACUGAACGAAAUGCCCCAGUCACAGAUGAUUGAGGCUAGCGCACAUAUUAGUCUGCCAACAGGCCUGGGAGUAUACAAUCCCAGGUAUACGCCAGGGAUCGAGAUGUGACCAGAUUUUUUGCAACUUAAAUUAAAGUAUGCUCUCACACUGGAUAAUUUGGGUAAAAUUGGCAGGAUAAUUUGGGUGAAAAUUAGGCAGCUCAUUAAUAGUCUAUUUUGUGGCUAUCGACGCUUGGAGAUUACCGAUCCAAGAAUGCUGCCGAAACCUAUACUCGCCUGGGCACAGGUGCCCCAGCUAGUAACAAGCCGUUCAUUCCGGAAAAGUUCCGGUUGGGCCGUCGAAAUAUGCUUGUUCCAUUUACUUUCUGUAUGGAAUCACCGGAAUUUCCAUGUAAAUGGUAAACAACCCUGAUGAAGUAUAUUGAUCCUGUCUUUGGACUGGAUCAAAAUUAAUUCAGUCUUUGGUCAAAUCCUCCCAUUCGGACUGGACUAGAUUUCAAGUCCUCGCAUUUUGAUCCAUACCUCGUCUUCACCUCGGACGUGAUCAAAUUGCGCGGACGUGAAAUCUAGUCCAGUCCUCGUAGUCGGAUUUGAAAUAUUACUUCUGAUUUUUAACAUUUGGUGCUCAUUCAACUGAGUGAUUCCAUUGUUCUGUUUCAUUUAAAGGCACGAUCGACAAAAGACGCAGCUACUGCUUCAGAACGAAGAACUUAAGAAACGAGUCAAGCAGUUGAUAUCGGAAAGUGAAGAUAUUGCAACAAACAGAUUGAUGCUUAUAGGUAACAAACAUUGUUCAUUCUAUACAGUACAGCUGUCAUUUUAUCGCUCGUCUUCUAAAGGCACAGUUCAGCCUUUUGAAUGAUUGAUUUUAUUUUUAAGGCGCAUUACAACCCUUUUAAUUGAAAAAACUAGGAAAAUCAAUUAAGCAUAAUUCAAGAUCAGUGAUCUCAAUGCUUUUAACAUUUUUGAUGUUAAAAACAUUGAGUUCACUGAUUUUGAAUUAUGCUUAAUUGAUUUUCCUAGUACGUUUUUUCAAUUAAAAGGAUUGUAAUGCGCCUUAAAAACCAUCAUUCAAAACGCUAAACUGUGCCUUUAACUUUUAUUGUUUAACUUUUCUUCUUUAACUUGUAUUACUCUUUGCUUUUCGUUAUCUUGUAUAUCAUUGUCGUAAAUUUAAUUUCUAUGCUUCUAAAAGUGCAUUGUGUGGGGUGAACAAAACUGCAUGUUGUUUUGUUUGGUGCAUGUUCUAUUUGUAUAGUAUAGCUUACCGAACGUGCAUGAUAUAACGUAUGAUCACAUGUUAAGUUUAUAGAUCUCAAAUUGCAAUGGUAAUCAAUAAAAUCCAAUCUCGCCGCAAUAAACAAGAGAACAAAAUAUGAAGGACAGACAUGAAUAUUUUGAGCGCGUGCACCGUCCAAGGUGUCGUAAGAAGUAGUUUAUAUAGUGAACCUUUAGUACGGAUGUUCUCUACAUGUGACUGCUUAUAUGUAUAAAUAACUAUAGUCUCUGCUAAAAUUUGAUGCAAAGUAGUACACGUAUAUAUUAUCUUCAAAGGUGUGUCUCCAAUUGUGUACAAAUAUAGAUGAAAUCGACAAUUUAAAGCGGGAAUUGCUGCUCUCUCAAACAGUUCAAGAACAAUUAAAGCAGAAGUCUGUCACAGAGGUACGGUUAUUUUCAGAAUUUUUUUACGUAUUAAGCUUUUCAGAUGUUGCAAAAACUGUGAAGUUUCGGUUGGUAAAGUUGUCUGAACGCUUAAAUUUGAAGAAGAAUUUCAAAAGUUGUUAGUUUUUGGAUAAUCCGCUUCAUUAGUUGAACUUUGAAACAUCCUUUUUCGAAGAGAUAAUCUUUCAAGCCCUGCUGAUUUAUAUUUUCUUAGGUCGCCUCACUUGAGCAACGACAUAAAGUCAAAGAAAGGCAUUUUGAAGAAAAAUUGCAAAAUGUGGAAGGGAUGAAUGCUCAUUCAGUGAACGAGUUACGUGAAAUGCUUACCGCUCAGCAACGGAUGGGUUUCAAGUUAGUGACUCUCUCAUUCGCAGAAGUUAUAGUGACUCUCUCGUGCGGUUUCAGUUUAUACGACGCUUUCCUUCUCUUGCCUUUAAAAAUUUGCGGAAGAAUAAUAAAAAUGGUUAAAAAUGCCCGAAAACUCUUGUUGAAAAGAAUUUUGAUGUCAAAUUGAUGUCAAAAUUCCACGUUUAGAUCACCUCCAUACAGAUACCCCUCGAAAGAAAGGAAUAAAUAAAGCUGUGUAAGCUACUGUAACUGCAUGUACAAAUGGGAUCUUUUGUUCAACAUGCACACCAGAUGAAAUUAUAUUGAAUCGCGUCCAUAAAUGCAUGGUAAAAGGAGGAUGCAAAUAACGAAAUUUUCAAAAAUAAUGUUUUAGGUGUAGUUAAGGAUUCAAAGCACUCAAGAUAUUUCAGGAUGUUCAAAAAAAUAUUUAAAUAUAUAUAAAUAGGAUUUGUACACUUCAGUAAAUUGAGACGAUUAUGUUGCAUAUAGGUACAGAUUAAUUCCUAUCAAUUUUAAUUGCUUUCUGUCUUGAAAGGUGGAAAGAAGAAUCACAAGUAUUGUCUAAGAAAUUCGAGGAAACUGUUGCGUCAUUAAGGUACGAGACAAAGUCACCAAACCAGGUUCGCUUGCAUGCCAUGCGUUAUACCAAAUAUAAGUAAAUAAGUUUCUUGUAGGUUGGUAUUGAUUGGAUUAAUGUAAUUUUUAAUUUCCAAAUAUAAUUAAACGGUUUCUUCUCAUUGAACUCGUAAAGUGUACAUUCAAACUAUUCCAAUUGUAGUCAACGCUAUGAGAAAAUUCGCUUGAUUAUAGUCCUAGCAUUUAGAUAUAUAACAUAUAUCAACUGUAUGAACAAAUAAAUAAAUAAAUAAAUAACACCCCCUGACAUUUUCUUUUUCUCUGUUGUCUUGCAUGUGUAUGUUACGACUUUGGGUAUACAUAUAUAAAACCGAACCCCUCGUAACAUUGUUUUUCCAAGGAAUGAAAUAUCUAAACAAACCAAGAGAAAUGAUUUGACGAGUCGCGAGCUUGUGGAAACCAAACGAAAAAGUAAACAGGUAUAGUUAACAACAUCCGGGAAAAACCUCUUUAUACGGUUCAUGACUGCAGAAUGGGCUAUAACUGCAAAUUCAAUUCAAAUAAAAUAAUAUAAUUCCAGUUCAAAUAUAUAGUAAUAAAAAAUGCAACAUACAAUCGUGGACAUAACUUGUUAAUAAAAUUUUAAUUUGCCUCUGUGAGAGUUUAAAUUGUAGUUUGAUUCCUGUAUUUUGUCUAAAACAUCCCCCCCCCCCCUUCCCCCAACACAAUGUUGUUGAACUACGUUUAAAAUGAGAGGAAAAUUAUGGCAACAUUGGGUGGGGGAGAGGGGGGACCUGUAUGAAGUUAUUUGAUUGUAUUUUCCAAAAAUGUCGAUCGAUUUUAUUAACACUUUUGUCCAUGAUUGGGAAGGGAGGUUUUAAAUUAGAAGAUGUGUAUACACAACAAUUGGCCAUGGUUGUAGGUAUCUCAACCUUGAGUUAGAGGCUAUCCAUAUACUGUAUAGGCCUUAGGACUACGCUUCAUGCGAAGAUGGCUACUUUCUCAAGGAAAAACGUCUACAGGCACGAUACGAGCUGCUUCUUGUGAGCGAGAUCAAUAUAACAGCUGUAUUUAUUUUAACCAUGCAUCAUCCUCAAGAGCUGUACGUUAACACCAUUAUCUGACAGAUAUCGCGUAUUUUCUCUGAUGUUUUUCCUUUAUGCACAAAGUGCAUACUCUUAUUUUUUAUACAAAAAGAUCUUUGUUCUUGAUAUUUGUAUUCCAUUAUCACAGAUGGAAGAUACUCUUUUAUCUACAAAAGCUCUACUAGAGAAGGCACAUUCAAUUGCUGCAGAUGCGGAAACAAGGGCGGAGGCAGCCAGUAAACAGGUACGUAAAUUGAUUCCAAAUACAUUCCCAUUAUAUCAAUUUUCGUUCGAAAUUCCAUCUGCCAAAAACCCAUCUCCUAAAGGAGAACCACAACAUUUACUUCUUAUUUUCUCCAGGUCGAGACUUUACUAAAUAGAGAAAGACAGUUGCUUGAAGACCGAAAAAAGCUCCACCAAGAGCUCGAAAAAGCUCGAGUUCGACGAAGCAGACCCAGGUAUGCCCUUUAUUCUUCUUUUUGCAUAUGGCCGCAUCAUAUAUUAGGCCGCCCUUUAUGUGUCGAAAUCAUGCAAAAAUUAAAUACGCCAAAAUACAGUGUCUUGGAAACUAAUGGACGACUUGCGCUUUAGACUAAAUUUUAAUCUAAGUAAGAAACCGGUCUUAGUUACAUCGCAGGACAAUUAUGAAGUCGCAUACUUUUUAUAAAGUUUUAAUAAUAAUACAAAAUAUGAACUUUAACAUGAAAAUAUGUCAGCCAUAUUGGUUCUUUUCCGAAUAAUCCUUUCACUCCCCGCAGAGCUACACAGCUUCCCCUAGCGUUUGGUUCAUAAUGGCUAAAGAUUUGUGACACCUGGUUUGAUUUUAAUUAAAACAUGGAAAGGGCGAUUAUGAUUCUGUAUCUCCCUUUGAUCUUUGUUUUCUUUUUUCCAUUCUUCUGUUGUAGUUCCGUAAAACGGUUUACCGAUGGAUUGCCCAGCAGUAGUUUUGCAAGUCAACAAGCCAGGAGGAAUUCUAAUCAUCGUGAUCAUGUGACGAGCUCCAUGGAGGACCAAAAUCAUUACGCUGGUUCUAAUCUUGAGUUCGAUAGAGGAAUGGCAGGGCAUUCUAGUGAAGGGUACUAUAAUCCAAGAAGAUGAUAGUUUAUAGGACCAAAUAUUUAUACACUCUCCUCACACUGUAUUUAUUCAGGUUUGAAGAAAUAAAACAGCAAUAACUCUAUAAGCAAUAAGACUAUUUGAAGAAUAAAAAAAAACACUGUACUGGGCUCGUAUAUAUAAGUUCACAAUUGUAUGAAUCGUUAGAUUGUGCUCAACGUAACAGGUGGGAAAAUUGUCUGAGCAUGCGCGAAAACUGCUCGGUUUUUCAGCGGAAGAAGAUAUGCGUAUUUUUCACUUGGUUGAUUUAAAAAACAUAAACAACAUGAACGAAGCCUUCGAAAGUCAUUUUUGCAGCUGCUAUUUAGGGCCACAAAUCACCACAAAAACUGGAUUCACUGACAAGAAUGUUGCAGUAAUACUUUGAUUUCCUCUAUUGUCACAUAUUUUACAAUGUAAUUAAUUAAACUAUUAUAAUAUCGAUUAUUUCAGUGCAAAACAAAACAGAGCAAAAAAUUUCCUUUAAAAUGUCGUAUGAUAGC
Messenger RNA from Paramuricea clavata, 23053 nucleotides. NCBI's taxonomy places the organism in Eukaryota, Metazoa, Cnidaria, Anthozoa, Malacalcyonacea, Plexauridae. The record is from the annotation of a GenBank genome assembly.